UCUCCGGAUCCGGAAGUCGAUGAGAAACAUGGCUUCCCACAGGACAGCCAGAGCGAAACCCUCCACAUCAAAUGCUGGAGAUAUUUCCAAAAUCGACCUUCUGCUUCAUCCAGAACUUCUUUCUCACGAGUUUAUUCAUCUUGUGUUACGCGAGAGGAAGAUAGCAGUGGGUGACGUAGAGGAGCGCGAGCGGCUCACAGAUCUGUACCUGCGGCAUGUGCUCCCUCUCCCGCAGAGGAUGCGUCCGAGCUCCGCCAGCAGUUCAAGCAGAGAUAGUGGCAGGAAGAGGCCGUUGAUUGUGUUUGACGGCAGCUCUACAAACACUGGCAGUGUUAGGAUGAAGAAACCUGAUCCUUCACCAGCUCCAGUCACCACAGACCGACCAAAGCCCCCAGUUUCCAGCAUCAAUCUCACAAACUCCAUAUAUAAGCUCUCCGGGACCUCUACAAACUCUUCCUCAAACAAGACCCCAGUGUCAUCACCAGGGGCCGGUCCCAAGAGCCCCUGUAAUCACUCCAAAACUGCCAACUCCUCAGCACAUUCAAACAACACCACGUCGAAACUAAAGCGCACGUCCCCCAGCGAUGGAGAACCCCACACUAGUGACAUUAAGUCACCUGAAACAAAGAAAAAGAUUCAACAUAUCCCAUGGCCAUAAUCUGAGAAGUCAUCUAGGAUGGACGGUAAACGCCACUGAUGUCGUCCGCUGGGUCUCUGAGGCAAAGAGAGACUCGUGAUGAGACAUGAAUUUGAAAAACGGGUUCUCCUCACUCAUCUUUACUCACCAGCGUCUGGGAAAAUGACUCUGGUUAAUUCCACACUCGGCAACGCAUCGGCUUUUGGCUUGAUGUGUGAUGAAGGAACUGAGACAUUCCUAGCAGUUGUAUGUUAGACUGAUCAGUUUUUCCCUUUUUUAGCAAUAUGUUUAUAGAAAUAUAUUUUUUUGCAAUGAAAAAACUUUCUGUUGUGAGUGAAUCAUGUUGGCGAUUCUAAGAGGAGAUGGAUGGAAAGUGGACCUGUCUGUGUCAGAUGUCCGCUGUGUUUUACUGACAUAGGAGCAUUCAGAGUAACUACUGAGUGGCAUUUUGAAGAAAUCUCUUAUUUUGCCAAUAAAAUGUUUCCAUUUAUCAGUAUUUUAAAUUAGAUAGGCAUGUCCAAGUGCUUUGGGCGAUAUCAGGUCAAUUCCUUGCCAAAAAAAAAAAGACCAAAAUACAUUUUGCAAGUUAGAGUUAUGCAACAUAUCAGAGAGAUGAUUAGACAUUUAAAAAAGAUAAUAAAGGUAAUUAUCCUCACAUUUACAGCUUAAUCUUUAGAAUCAAUUCUCUUCUUCUGUCUCCAAGUUAAAGCAAGCUGAAAUGUCUCUCCUGAAAUAAAGAAAAUCUGCUUCUUGCUGUUCAUACAC
This is a messenger RNA of Carassius auratus (goldfish), 1402 nucleotides long. Its product is annotated as ashwin-like. The transcript has 4 exons. Gene Ontology annotation, biological process: embryonic morphogenesis. Gene Ontology annotation, cellular component: tRNA-splicing ligase complex. The record is from RefSeq and is a predicted model, not a curated record. Bases 20 to 658 code for a protein of 212 amino acids. NCBI's taxonomy places the organism in Eukaryota, Metazoa, Chordata, Actinopteri, Cypriniformes, Cyprinidae.